Molecule: messenger RNA, 2270 nt
Organism: Poecile atricapillus (Black-capped chickadee)
Lineage: Eukaryota; Metazoa; Chordata; Aves; Passeriformes; Paridae
Gene: FOXL2
Product: forkhead box L2
Exons: 1
Coding region: 251-1171 (306 amino acids)
Biological process (GO): regulation of transcription by RNA polymerase II; anatomical structure morphogenesis; cell differentiation
Molecular function (GO): RNA polymerase II cis-regulatory region sequence-specific DNA binding; DNA-binding transcription factor activity, RNA polymerase II-specific
Source: RefSeq, a predicted model, not a curated record
GGCAGAGGGGAGCGGAGCCCGCGGGGGCAGGGACGCCGCCGCCGCCGCGCUGCACGGACUAGCGGCGCCGCGAGAGGCUCCUCCCGAUCCCCGUCCGGGUCCCGGCUUCGACUCCGGCUUCGGCCCCGUCCCGGCCAGCGCGGAGCGGAGCGGAGCGGAGCGGGACGGCCGCCGGCAGCGGGCUCCGUGCAGCGGGCAGCGCUCCGCACCGCGCGGCGCUGGACGCCACGGGCGGCGGGCGCGGGGCACCAUGAUGAGCAACUACCCGGACGGAGAGGAGGACACGGUGGCGCUGCUGGCUCAUGACACCGGCGGCAGCAAGGAGCCGGAUCGGGGCAAAGAGGAGCUGAGCUCGGACAAGGGCCCCGAGAAGCCGGACCCGUCGCAGAAGCCCCCCUAUUCCUACGUGGCCCUGAUCGCCAUGGCCAUUCGGGAGAGCGCGGAGAAGAGGCUCACGCUGUCCGGGAUCUACCAGUACAUCAUCAGCAAGUUCCCUUUCUACGAGAAGAACAAGAAAGGCUGGCAGAACAGCAUCCGCCACAACCUCAGCCUCAACGAGUGCUUCAUCAAGGUGCCCCGGGAAGGCGGCGGCGAGCGCAAGGGCAACUACUGGACCCUGGACCCCGCCUGCGAGGACAUGUUCGAGAAGGGCAACUACCGCAGGAGACGACGGAUGAAACGGCCUUUCCGACCGCCUCCGACCCACUUCCAGCCUGGCAAGACUCUCUUCGGCCCCGACAGCUACGGCUACCUGUCCCCGCCCAAGUACUUGCAGUCCACCUUCAUGAACAACUCGUGGCCGCUGGCGCAGCCCCCCGCGCCCAUGCCCUACACGUCCUGCCAGAUGUCUGGUGGGAACGUCAGCCCCGUCAAUGUGAAAGGACUCUCGGGCCCGGCGUCCUACAGCCCCUACUCGAGGGUGCAGAGCAUGGCGCUGCCCAGCAUGGUGAACUCCUACAACGGCAUGGGCCACCACCACCACCACCCGCACGCCCACCACCCCCAGCAGCUGAGCCCGGCCAGCCCUGCGCCGCCCGCGGCCCCGGCGGCAAACGGAGCCGGCCUCCAGUUUGCCUGCGCCCGCCAGCCCGCCGAGCUGUCCAUGAUGCACUGUUCGUACUGGGAGCAUGACAGCAAACACAGCGCCCUGCACUCCCGCAUAGACAUCUAGGGAUGCUCCGGCCAGCCGCCGUCACAGAAAUGCACCGGCCCCGCUGCCCCUCUCCUACCCCGUCGCGUUCCCCUGCGCUCCGUGGCUCUCCUCCUCUUCUCUAGCCACGGACUUCCCUCUCUCUGUGCCCAAACUCUCGCCGUGGGGAAAUAGCAGCCUUUCCCCGCGUGUAGUGUCAGUGUAGGAGCCGUCCCUCCGUGAGAAGAAGGCAGUGUAAGUGUGGGGCUUCCCCUCGGGGCUGCUCCGGCCGCCUGGCUCCGGCCGAGCGGGGAUUCACCGGGAGUUUCUCUGCUCGUCUGUGUGGCUUUGUGAGUUGCUGGGUUUGGUGGGAGUUUUUUUGGUUUCGGUUUGUUUGCUUUGGUUGUUUUUUGUUUUAUUUUGUUUUGGUUUGGUUUUUUUUGUUGUUGUUGUUUUCUGUAUGGGUUUUUUUUCGGGUUUUUGUUUUUUGUUUUGUUUUUUUUUAUUGGUGGGGGGCGGAAAUGCAUCUAAUCAAAAAUUGGCUGUUCAGCCCUCAAAAUUAUGCUCCUUUGUAAUUCUGCCGAAAUCUUUUCGGGCUCAGCCAUGGGGAGAGUAAAGCGGAGAUUUGUAAAUAGCGGAGGCAUUUUCACGCGUGCGGUGCGGGGCUGGCGGGGCCUAAACACCACCGUGUGCCCGUGUUGUUCGUCUUCCUCCUUCUCUUCAUCCCCUCUGUCUUCUUCCUCGCUCUGCAAAGCACUGCGCUUCUUCCGAGCUGUGGCUUGUCGUUAAAAAAGUACUUUACGUGGGGACUGCUGUAACAGCAGAUGUGCGAUAUUGCUGGUUAAUAGAAACCGACAAACAGAACCCGCCAGGGUCACUCGUGGCACGUUUCGGCUGCGGUAAAUAUAUUUUUUAAAGGAGACAACGUCCUCUGAGGUCUUAAACGUAAUUUUAUACAGGUCAAAAAAAAAUAUUUUGAUGUUAUUAAAAGAAAAAAAAAAGAGAGAGACGCUUUCCUGUAAAUUGGGAUAUUUUUCUGUGAGCAUAUUAUUAUUAAUAAUGAAAGUUUAAACUAUCUGCAGUUUUUUUGCCCCCAAACCUGGCCCAAAAUGGAUUUUUCCGGUAGGUUCUGCUUUUGAAU